UCCGGCGGUCAGUCACUCAGCAGCCUCACGAGCGACCUCAUGUGCUCCCUGUGGAUCCUCCUGCAGGUUUUCGGCGUGAUGCUCGGCGCGCCCAGGGCCGCGACAUCUGACCUACACAUCGCCGCGGCGUACUACGAGUAUGGGCACGAGUACGAGCACAAGGACGAGGGCUACUACGGCCCCUACGAGGACGACUAUGAGCACGAGCACGAAUACGAACACGAAUACGAGUACGAGCACGACUUCGUCCACGUGGUGCCCACGCCGCCCAUUUACCAUCAGGACAGCAAAAUCCACAGUGAAGGCAGGCCUUCGGCCAUCUCUGUCCAGCGACCACAGUCGAUUACCGUCAGCAAAGUAACGGUUUCGACAGCCAUCGAAAUCCCUUGUUCACCCGGCUUCAAACGCUGUAACAACGAUUGUUGCUAUCAAGAGACACCUAAACCGCCCUGUCGGGGCGGCGCGCAGCGCACAGUCGGCGGCUGUCCCCCUACAUUCCACUGAGCCAGUCAACACGGCCGGCCUCAGGGACCUGCGCAGUGCAGCCCGGCAACCAGGCAGCCAGGAAGCCAGCGCAGCCAUCGUAGCCGGGCAGCCAGGCAGCCAGGCAGCCAGGCAGCCAGCGCAGCCAGCGCAGACGGGGAGCUGCCACCUGGGCAGACGGACACGCCUCCAGCAUGGGACACGGACAUGCCGCUCCAGCGGUCUGGCCUUGGAGCGAGCACAGCCGCGCCCACCGGCCCGUCUCGGCAAGAUUAGCUGCCCACCCCGCUCUGCCCAUGGCGCGGGGCGCCUGGUGACGGUUUGAUCCGUGGCGUACAUGUAUCUUCGCCUUCUUUGGCGCCUGUCAGCUUGAUGUUGGGGAUUUCACUGAAGCAGGGCUAAGCGACCAGCACAGAGCAACAGCCAAGCGGUGGGGCCACACAAACAUACACCCGCCCCCGGGCGCCCAACCUCAACACCGUACGCUAACGCUACUGAGUCACCAUGAUCUUGUCCAGGCGCGCCGGCCGCCCACACAAGGGAGCCGUGGCCAUACCGCUUCAACCGAGACACGGGCGAAACAUUUGGGGAAGGGAAGGUUCAACUCCUCUGUUACCUACAUUCCGCGUGAAGGCAAAAAACGCAAAUGAUGACAAGCGCAGAUAGUUAACUUUUGGAGACAAAUGUCAUCGUUCGCACAGCGGCUUAAACAUCUACCCGGACCCUUCCAUCAGCCCACUUUAGAUUCGAGUAAUUGCAGUGCACGAUGAGCCGAGGCCGGUGGGAGAAAUCCCGCAUUGACCCCAGAGUGCGUAACACACGCCGGCGUUGCCCAUCUGUUAACCUAACAUGCCUUGUAUGAGACGACUUUUUAUACCUUCAGAGCUUACCAUAAUAUGCAAGACCAACGAUGUCAUUUUGCACAGACUUGGACAUCUAAAACAGGCUUAUAUGGCUGAUUGCGAUCGUUUUGACAUUUGAUUCGUGACUUUUGCAUGAUACCACCUUGGGAACUCUUACUGACAUCAUCUAUUCGUACGACGCAAACAUUUUAGAUUCUGAAAACCUCUAAAAAUCGUGAGAAGCGCUGGAAAACACGUUUCGCCCAAAUAAUCAAACAGCAUGCUGAAGUCGGUGGGGGAUACCAACACCACCGUUCACUUCUUUAGGAUACCAAUGCUCAUGAUGACCAGUGGCCAUUUUCGCACAGCAAAGCUACAGCUCACGCCGCUGUUGAUGGAAACCGCCAGAAAGACACUGAAAACGGCGCAUGGCUUCUCUGUGAUUGUUCAAUGUUGAAAUAUUGACAUGAAUAAAGAGUGGAAUUAAGUGCUCAAUACGUGAUUAAAUGCAAGUGUUUACGCAGUGCAUUGCAUGUUUCCGCAGGUAGUUUUACUCUAUAAAAAUCCUACCCGCGCAACUCGUUGGCAAUGGUCGGAUUGUGCAAAGAGCGCAAAGCACACUAUGAGAACCAUGAGUAUCCGCAAUUAUCAAAAAGUGAGCACUUUUCAUUGAAAGCCUCAGAGUUUCAUUAACUACGAUAAAUGUGUGCAAACAUUUCACAUUGGCUUUAUGCAUUCGGCUGUAUGGUGGGGUGUCAAAUUUUGACGGCGUGCCAGACGUCUCCUUAUCCAGUCAUCAUUUACUUAAACCAUAUGAAGGCCCAAAAUCAACAUUAGCAUGGUCUGAUAAGAAACAAACAAACCUCCGUUACAAACACUGCAAUUGACCUACAGCUGAUUCCACCGCUUCUAAUUGCAGGGUCUGUUCGGAGCGAUGAAUGAGUUCUUGCGACGCCGCAAAAACCUGAUCGCUGUUCGGCAGUGUUCCCUUGGAAAUUCCAGCAUUGCAUAUAUCAUUUUGACCAUCUGAUCAUUGUUUCAACAUUCAUCGGUAUUUCUGAUCAUCUGAUCCACUUCGUGAGCCACAAACCACAGGAAGGGUUAAAUCAUCCUAGAGACGUGCAUUGCAGUUUGUGGGCGCGCCACAUCCGUUAAAGGGAGUGUCCCACAUUUAAGAAUAUUGAACCAAGCAUCAGAUGUAUGACCUCAGAGAAAAAUACGAGACGUGCUAAAGCAAUUUAAGGUGUUCCACGUUACACGCCGUGGAAAAAUCCUGUUCUGCUUUCACAAAGCGAAAAGGUGUAAUAUUCGAAGGACUGGCAUAACAUCCACGCUAUCCCAGCACACGCUUAGUGGAAGCCAUCCACGUAUGCGUCUUUGACGGCUUACCUUAUCACGCGCUCGGGUGGGGAGGGGUCAAAUUGACCUCCCCCGAAGGUUUUUUCAGAAUGGUUUCCGAACGGCAUGGCGUAGCCACGCCACAUUUUGCACAGCU
This is a messenger RNA of Pollicipes pollicipes, 2820 nucleotides long. RefSeq lists its product as uncharacterized. The transcript has 2 exons. The record is from RefSeq and is a predicted model, not a curated record. Lineage: Eukaryota; Metazoa; Arthropoda; Thecostraca; Pollicipedomorpha; Pollicipedidae. Bases 40 to 504 code for a protein of 154 amino acids.